Alternaria hordeiaustralica is the source of this 1203-nucleotide messenger RNA. RefSeq lists its product as uncharacterized. The transcript is spliced from 3 exons. Lineage: Eukaryota; Fungi; Ascomycota; Dothideomycetes; Pleosporales; Pleosporaceae. Bases 1 to 1203 code for a protein of 400 amino acids. The record is from RefSeq and is a predicted model, not a curated record.
AUGGCCGACAACUCCAGCCAGGGCCUCUUCUCCCGCCGCCCCUCGUUUUUCGGCGGCAAGACCAAGGGACAAGGACACAAGCAAACAAACUCGACCCUCGCGCCGCCCCAACUCAACAUCACCCCCGCGGCCAACCCCGGGCUAAAGACACCCCCUCUCGAGCUCGACCAAUACGAGUUUCCCGCCCGACUCGCAGCGACGCCACCACGACGCAGGCACGCCAGCAGCAGGCACAGCAUCGCCUCGUCCGUCACCGAUCUCGGGUCCACGCUGCGGAGGUCACGGUCCGCCUCGCUUCGCACCAACGCGUCGGCCUCGUCCUCGCAUAAGAGGACCCCCUCGGCCACCCUGGCCCUCACCUACUCCCCCGAGAAGGCCCCCGUGCCCGCCAGUGUGACGAAUGCCUCGCGGCCCGCCCUCUCCAUAUCCACCUUUUCGCGCAGCAAGCAAAAAAGCAGCGAGAACGUCAAGACCGAGGGCGGCAGUGUCCAACAACCCCAGGCCCAGGUCUACGAGAAGAGCCCCCUCAGCGCCGUCGACAAGCCCAAGACUCCCUUCGGUAACAUGGCUGUCCCCAUCCCGCUGCGCCAUCCCCCCUCACAGAAGGAGAUCCUCCAGGCAAACCAGCAGUCCAACCGCACGUUAGCACCUGCCGCCCCCAUCCCCGUCCCCAAUGGCUCCAACCCCAACCUCGUCUUCCAGCACAUCCACGAGCUCGCCUCAAAGCGCAUAUCCACCCUCGACUACUUGAGGAAGGCCCACGAAGGCCGCAUCUACUGGUUCAACACGCUCCUCUUCUCCAAAACAGACCUCACGCGCCUCCCCUCCUUCACCACGCGCAACCAAGCCCGGCGCGCCACCCACUACCUGCUCCUCGGCUUCUCGCUCCCAACGAUCCUCGACCUAAACGCCAACUCCCCGUCCGACUACCUCAAAGCCCUCAACGCCCUUUUGUUAGAAUUCGAACAAUACCAAUCCAUCCACCCCGCCGACGGCUCCACCCCCUCGUCCCUCUCCCGCGCCCGCCUCCCCCAGAUGUUCAAGCGCGCAAACAUGGGCAUGGGCAUGGGCAUGGGCAUGUCAAUGGGCAGUAAAGGCCGGCGGUCCAGCAGCGCAAACGGCGAUUUCCCACUGCUCACUCCAAGCAACAGUUUUACUGGCUCGGAAACAAGUGGAGACCCCGAGCUUACCGUUCGACCCUGA